AAUCAAUAUGUCAGUUUAUAAUUUGUUUAAUGUUAAUUUACCUAUUGGCUUCAUUUUCUAUAUUUCGUUACACGGUACGUAGCGUUGGUAAUAUAAAACCAUACCGAUGUAAUAUAGUAGAUAAAAUAUGAUUACAUAUACCUGCGGAUAUAUAAACAUAUAUGCAUUGUGUAUAUAUCGAUAGACGUAGGUAUAAAUAUUGGCUUAAAGAAUAUAACCUCUAAAGACUAAGGAGCAAAAUGAGAAACCUAGUAGAAGAAAAGUUCCUAGAGUUCUAUGAGAGUUGGGUUAUACAACUUGAGCUAUAUCUUCAUCAACUUUUAAUUGCUCAUAACACUAUGAGUGAGACCGAGCUUCGAGCUUUGAUCUCGAAGCUAACUACACAUCACAAAGCUUAUUACACAGCCAAAUGGGCAGCCAUAGGAGAAGAUGUUUUAGCUUUCUUUGGACCGAUUUGGCUAAACCCGUUAGAGAAAGCUUGCUUUUGGUUAACCGGAUGGAAACCGUCUACGGUAUUUCGGAUGGUUGAUAGGCUGAGGAAGUACUCGAGGGUGGUGCUUGUGGAGGCUCAGGUGAGGAAAUUGGAGGAGUUGAGAGUUAAGACCAAGUUCGAUGAGCAAAAAAUUGAGAGGGAGAUGGAGCGGUAUCAGGUGGCUAUGGCUGAUCGGAAGAUGGUGGAACUGGCGAGGCUUGGAUGUCACGUCGGAGGAGAAUCGGUGGUGGUGGUGGAGGCAGCGGUGAGGGGAUUAGCGACGGGUCUUGAGAAGAUGGUGAAAGCGGCGGAUUGUGUGCGGCUGAAAACGCUUAAAGGUAUUUUAGACAUUUUAGCACCACCACAGUGCGUUGAGUUUUUGGCAGCGGCGGCUACGUUUCAGGUUCAGUUACGUCGGUGGGGGAACCGAAGACAUAAUGUCACUCACUCCUGACACAAACUUAAGGGUUGUUUCCGCUGUUGUCACGUUUUUUUUUACUUUUUUUAAAUUUACCAAUAAGAAUGAAAAAAUUUAACUUCCAUCAA
Molecule: messenger RNA, 1018 nt
Organism: Arabidopsis lyrata subsp. lyrata
Lineage: Eukaryota; Viridiplantae; Streptophyta; Magnoliopsida; Brassicales; Brassicaceae
Product: protein DOG1-like 4
Exons: 2
Coding region: 240-926 (228 amino acids)
Biological process (GO): DNA-templated transcription
Molecular function (GO): sequence-specific DNA binding
Source: RefSeq, a predicted model, not a curated record